AUGAGUGAAGAGGGUAAUGUGUUUGUGAUAAGUGAGGAAAAGAAGGGAAAGACAAAGGACAAGGACAGAACUGAGGACAAGGGUAAGAAGGAAACUGAGAAGAAAAAUAAGACUAAAGGGAAGAAGAUUGGUAAGGAUGACAGACAGGGUGAGAUAAGGACUGAGGACAUUGGGAAAAGGGCUGAGAGUAAAGGACAGGAUGAGAGUGAUUCGGAUAGUUGUAGGUGGAAACAAGUAGGCAAGAAGAAGGGUAGGAAGGGCGUGGCUAAGAGUCUGGAUGUGGGUAUGGAGGUGGAUUCGCCAUAUUCGGAAGAGUUUAAGAGAAGUCAGGAUGGAAGUAGCAGAAGUGAGAGUGAGAGUGAGCGAGAAAUACAAAAGGCUGUGUACCUAUAUGAGGGAGGUGCCUCGAUGUGCAUGAUAUGA
This is a messenger RNA of Macrobrachium nipponense, 423 nucleotides long. Its product is annotated as transcription elongation factor A protein-like 4. The transcript has a single exon. Bases 1 to 423 code for a protein of 140 amino acids. The record is from RefSeq and is a predicted model, not a curated record. NCBI's taxonomy places the organism in Eukaryota, Metazoa, Arthropoda, Malacostraca, Decapoda, Palaemonidae.